GACUUCAAGCCGGCUUCGGUGGACAGAGAGAAGGCGGCGGUGAUGGACGUGGAGGGCAACCACAAAGUGACGGUCACCGCACCCAACACUGAGGGCUCGGGAACGAGCGAAACGGUGUUCAAAGGGUCGCGAAAAGCGCACCAAAAAGAGUGUGUUUUAAUAAUAGAUCACAAAACAGGAGAAAUAACGUUAGAAAAGUUACACCAAAACAUUACAGUGAAGAGAACGCGGCAACAAAACCCGACGAAAGCACACAAGCAAUUGACUGUUAGGCCAAAUACGCCCAACGAUAGCAAGAAAUUAGUGCCACAAUUGCCUCAUUCGCAGCAAAAGCCAAACUCUCCGUUGACUACAAAUCGCCAAAAUUCGCCAAAUAAUGCAAACAAUAAGCAAAAAUCGUCUCCAAAUAAGGCCAAUCCUAACGGACAAACACACAGUCAAUCCCAGCGCAAGAGCCCAUCGAGUAAUCAGCCCAUCAGUCCCUCAAUGCCCACAUUGGAUACACUCCAUUCAAUGACCACUAAUGGACAACAACCGGCUCCGCCUAAUAACAAGCCUACGCCUAACAAACUUUCGGGUAAUACUGUCCUGAAUGUCCCGAAUUCGGGUUUUGCUCACAAUAUUAAUAAACGUGAUAUUAAUGAAGAGUUAGGUCUGUCCGACUCGAGUGAUUCCAGUGAUCACGAGUCGUCUUCGAGUUCUAGUGAUAGCAGUAGCGAAUCGAGUAGUGAUGAUGAAGAGGAGGACCGCAAACCAACACAUUCUACUAAUACAACCAAUACUACAGCCAAAACUACAACAAACAACACUAAUUCGAAACCUAACACCAAUGGUAACAAACCUAAAGCCACCGUAAAGUCAGACCAAUCUUCUAGUGAUGAUUCAGACGACUCAACACAUGCUUCCAAUACUUCCAAACACAACGGGAUUGGAGUCAAUGGAAACACACAACCAGUGUUGCCAUCGAUGCCUAAAUUCAGUCAAUUAAGCGAAGAUCUUCGGUUGAGUGAGUCUGGAAGUGAUAGCGACGACUAAAUACCUAAUUAUCUGUUAAAUAAAGUGUUUUUUUAAUGAUAUCCAUUUGUAUUAUAUUAUUACUUGAGAUU
Messenger RNA from Medioppia subpectinata, 1106 nucleotides. Lineage: Eukaryota; Metazoa; Arthropoda; Arachnida; Sarcoptiformes; Oppiidae. The record is from the annotation of a GenBank genome assembly.